Molecule: messenger RNA, 1891 nt
Organism: Cajanus cajan (pigeon pea)
Lineage: Eukaryota; Viridiplantae; Streptophyta; Magnoliopsida; Fabales; Fabaceae
Biological process (GO): amino acid metabolic process
Cellular component (GO): cytoplasm
Molecular function (GO): aminoacylase activity
Source: RefSeq, a predicted model, not a curated record
CUAAUUCCAGAAAGAAAGUGAGUGGACUUGUGUUGAUGAGCAUGGCCACUCUACACUCCCACUUCCGCAUCCUCGCUUACUCACUCUCACUCUCACUCAUCCUUCUAACUCUCCACUUCAUAACGGCAACCGAACAAGAAGACACCCCCAUCACACGCUUCCAACGCUACCUCCGCAUCAACACGGCCCACCCCACCCCAGACUACACCUCAGCGGUCUCCUUCCUCAAAGCCCAGGCCCACUCCCUGGGCCUCCAAACAAAAACCCUCGAAUUCACCCCAGGCAAGCCCCUCCUCCUCCUCACGUGGCCCGGCACUGACCCCUCCCUCCCCUCCCUCCUCCUCAACUCCCACCUCGACUCCGUCCCCGCCGAGCCCGCCAAGUGGCUCCACCCUCCCUUCUCCGCCCACCGCACCGCCGACGGCCGCAUCUUCGCCCGCGGCGCCCAGGACGACAAGUGCAUCGCCAUCCAAUACCUCGAGGCCAUCCGCAACCUCAAGGCCCAAUCCUUCGCGCCACUCCGCUCCCUCCACGUGUCCCUCGUCCCCGACGAGGAGAUCGGCGGCCUCCACGGCGCCGCCAAGUUCGUCGAGUCCGAGGACUUCCGCCGGCUCAACGUCGGAUUCGCGCUCGACGAGGGACAGGCCUCCCCCGGCGACGAGUUUAGGGUUUUCCACGCGGAUAGGGUUCCGUGGAACGUGAAGAUCCGUGCCCGGGGAAGCCCCGGCCACGGGUCCAGGUUGUUCGACGGGAGCGCCGUCGAGAAUCUGAUGGAGAGCGUGGAGGUUGUGAGUAGGUUCAGGGAGAGCCAGUUCGAUGUGGUGAAGGCGGGGAAAGCGUUGAACGCUGAGGUUGUGUCCGUGAAUCCGGUUUAUGUCAAGGCUGGGGUUGCUUCCGGUGAUGGGUUUGUGAUGAACGUGCAGCCUUCGGAGGCGGAGGCUGGGUUUGAUCUGAGGCUGACGCCGACCACGGAUCCCGAGGAAAUGAGGAGGCGGAUUGCGGCGGAAUGGGCGCCGGCUGUUAGGAAUAUGUCAUAUGAGAUUAUAGAGAAAGGACCCAUUAGAGACUACUUGGGACGCCCGUUAAUGACUGCAACUAAUGAUUCCAAUCCAUGGUGGUCAGUUUUCAAGCAGGCUAUCACAUCUGUUGGAGAAAAACUUUCAAGGCCUGAAAUUCUUGGGUCCACAACUGAUGCUCGAUUCCUAAGACAGAAAGGAAUUCCUGUACUCGGUUUCUCCCCAAUGAAAAAUACUCCCAUCCUGCUUCAUGAUCACAAUGAGCAUUUACGAGAUACCGUGUUCAUGAAGGGAAUACAGGUAUACGAGUCUCUGAUAAGUUCCUUGACUACAUUUACAGAAGCUUCGCAUUAAAUGCCCCCAACCCAGUUGAUUGAGGGGCCUGUUGCUUAGAAAAGCCAUGUCUAACCUUUUAGGGAAAAUCUCAGCGAUUGGAUUCCCCUCCCCCUCCCCCCGGCCCUGCCAAAUAAUAAGUAGUGUAAAACCAUAAAUAGCAACAUUGAUAUCCGAUAUUGCUUCAAUUCGCUCGUGGUGGGGACUGGAGAUGGUACAUACUUAUUAUUGGUAUAAUUUGCAAUCACCACAAUUUUUAUUUUCCUGCUCUAGUCUAUGAAGUUUAUCCGGUCCUCGAUGUUAAAUCAUCGAUGAUUGCCUAUCAUGGGCCAACGACCCAAUUCUCUACAUAAGUAUUAUCCUUCGAUGCUAUGUAAAAUCUUCAGAAGUAAAACAUUGUUUUUUAAGAGCAAAUGUUUAUUUUUAGUUUGUCAUAAGUUUCAUUUCAUAUUGUGAUGUAUGGUAAAAAUAGAGGUGCUUGUGCGCUCGAGAUUUUUAUCUAUAGAUUAAUAGCGAGUAAAUAGUCACUUUGAUGUUUGAAA